Molecule: messenger RNA, 1874 nt
Organism: Trichogramma pretiosum
Lineage: Eukaryota; Metazoa; Arthropoda; Insecta; Hymenoptera; Trichogrammatidae
Product: electron transport complex subunit C-like
Exons: 2
Coding region: 156-1841 (561 amino acids)
Source: RefSeq, a predicted model, not a curated record
GGUGCAGUAUACAGUGAUUUACAUAAUUUGUGCAAUGAUUUGUGUGAGCCGCCACGGCGGCUUAAGCCUCCGGCUCGAAUGUCGCGAAUCGGUAUAAAAGCCGGAGGAAAUUGUGAAAAUGUCAGAUUCAAGCAAGACAUCGAUCAAGCAGCAAUAUGAAGUGUGUACUGUUAAUUGUGGGCUUCGUGAUUGUAGCCAGCGCAUUAGCUGAGCCUAAUGUAGCUGUAGCCAACUCGAAAGCCAACGCACAGGCCGUUGGAAACGGACGCGCCAAUGCCAACUCCAAGGCCAAGGCUCUGGCUCAGGGCCGCCAAUCCGAGGCCAUCGCCAAUUCCCAAGCCGAGGCCCUGGCCCGUGGAGGUCGCCAUCGCCGCCCCAGGUCCGUCGCCACCGCCAACGCCAACUCCGAGGCCGUAGCCGUCGGUAACUCCGUGGCCAACUCCCAAGCCAAGGCCCAAGCCCUGGCCAAGGGACCCAAGGACGUCGCCCAAGCCAACGCCAACUCCAAGGCUCUCGCCGAGGCCAAGAAGGGAGGCAAAGCCGUGUCCAACUCCGUAGCCGACGCACUCGCCAAGGCCCAGGGUGGAUCCAAGGCCCAGUCCAACUCCAACUCCGAGGCUCUGGCCAAGGCCCAGCGUGGCGCCAAGGCCCAGUCCAACUCCAAAUCCGAUGCUCUUGCCGUAGGAUCUCAGAAGGGCAACGCAGCCGCCAACUCCAACUCGAAGGCUCAGGCCCGAGGCGAAGGUCGUCGCGACAACGCCGCAGCCAACUCCAACUCGCGCGCCGAGGCCCAGGCCAAGCGCGGCGAUGCCCAGUCCAACGCCAACUCCGAGGCUCUCGCCGCUGCCCGCGGUCGUCGCCGUGAGCGCAGACCAUCCCACGACGGUGGUGCCCAGGCCCAGGCCCAGGCUAACGCCGACGCCAUCGCCGCCGCCCGCGCCGCUCGCCGUCACGGACGCCGCCCAAGAUCGGUCGCCAGCGCCAACGCCAACUCCGAGGCCGUAGCCGUCGGCAACUCCAAGGCCAACUCCAACUCCAGAGCCGAGGCUCUCGCUCAGGGUCGUCGCGGAAACGCCGCUGCCAACGCCAACUCCAAGGCACAGGCCAUCGCCAAGCGCGGAGGACGUGCCAACGCCAACUCCAACGCCGAGGCUCUCGCCAAGUCUCGCCGCCCCAGAUCCGUAGCCGAGGCCAACGCCAACUCCGAAGCCGUAGCUAUUGGUAACUCCCAAGCCAACUCCAACUCGAAAGCCAAGGCAUUGGCUGCCGGACGCGGAAACGCCCAGGCCAACGGAAACUCCAAAGCUCUCGCCCAGGCCAAACGCGGCGGACAAGCCGUAGCCAACUCGAACGCCGACGCCCUCGCCGAGGCACGCGGACAACGCCGCCACGGACGCAGACCCAGAUCGGCCGUCGCCAACGCCAACAGCGAAGCCGUAGCCGUCGCCGCGGGAAAGGGUAGCCAAGCCCAGGCCAACUCCAACUCCAAAGCCCAAGCUCUGGGUAACAACUCCCAGGCCAACGCCAACUCCAAGGCCAAGGCCCUGGCCAAGCGCGGAGGACGCGCGCGCUCCAACUCCAACGCCGAGGCUCUCGCCCAGGCUCAGGGUGGACGUCGCCACGGUGGACGCCGCCCCAGAUCCGUGGCCGAGGCCAACGCCAACUCCGAGGCCAUCGCCGUCGGUAACGCCGUCGCCAACUCCAACUCCAGAGCCAAGGCUCUCGCCGGACGUCGCGGUAACGCCCGCGCCAACUCCAACAGCCGCGCCCAGGCCAUCGGCAAACGCGGAGGACGCGCACGCGCCAACUCCAACUCCGACGCUUUGGCCAAGGCUCAGUAAACAACAUCAAUCGAUUCAAUCAAUUUAGCCUUC